AUGGGCUCCAAGACUAUCGAAGAUGAGGAUCCUGGAAGGCAAGACGCCCCGCCUUUCAACGGAUCCAACGCCGCCGGCGGUGAACCACGAGGCAACCACAUCGCUCGCGAUGGCGAUGGAUGCAUGGGAAGUGAUGGAUGUGAUGAAGGCGAUGACGACGAUGACGAGGCACAAGCCGCCUCUGCCACCACCGCGCUAACCCAGACCACUGGCUCUGAAACGAACAACAAGAAAAAGCGUAAGCGGCCCAAGAAGAAGAAGAAGUCCGCGGCAUCCAAGCAGUCGUCGCCGCCUCGGAUUCCGUUGGACGAAUUGUUUCCGUCUGGGGAAUUCAAGCCGGGCCAGCUCAUGGAUUACAAUGCAUCUCACCAAACGACCGUCCGAGCCAAGGCUGAGGAGUUCCGUCAGGCAGGGCGCCCCAACUUAGAGGACAGCGAGUUUCUAAACAACUACCGCAAGUCUGCAGAGAUUCAUCGCCAGGUCAGACGCUGGGUUCAGGAAACGGCCAAACCAGGUUCAACUCUGACCGAGGUUGCUGUGGGUAUUGAAGAUGGUGUCAGAGCACUCUUGGGAAACCAGGGCCUAGAACCCGGUUCUUCUCUUCGGUCUGGAUUGGGCUUCCCUACGGGCCUCUCACUGAACAACUGCGUGGCUCAUUACACGCCGAAUCCUGGGCGCAAGGACACUGUUCUGCAAUACGAUGAUGUCAUGAAGGUCGAUUUUGGCGUGCAAAUCAACGGCUGGAUUGUCGACAGCGCCUUUACCAUGGCUUUCAAUCCGACGUACGACAAUCUGCUGGCCGCCGUCAAGGACGCCACUAAUACCGGUAUCAAGACUGCGGGAAUAGACGUGCGCAUCUGUGACAUUAGCGCUGCCAUUCAAGAGACAAUGGAGAGCUACGAGGUCGAGAUUCGAGGCAAAGUCUACCCUGUGAAACCGGUGCGAAAUCUUUGUGGACAUGAUAUCAAGCAUUAUCACAUUCAUGGCGAAAAGACAAUUCCAUUCCUUAAGCACUCGGAUGAGACUAAGAUGGAAGAGGGUGAAAUCUUUGCAAUCGAGACGUUUGGUUCAACUGGCCGUGGCUAUACUCGGGAAGAGAGUGGCAUUUAUGGAUACGGCUUGAGCGAUGACGCUCCGUCGCGCGUAAACUUUCCCCUCAACUCGGCCAAUCGCGUGUUCAAGACAAUCAAAGAAAACUUUGGCACACUUGUCUUUGCACGCCGAUACCUCGACCGCCUCGGGGUCGAUCGCUACGUUGCCGGGCUGAAUUGCCUGGUGGCAAAUGGGAUCCUGGAAGCGUACCCUCCGCUGGUCGACAUUGCAGGGUCUUACUCUGCCCAAUUUGAACAUACCAUUCUACUUCGAGAAUCGUGCAAGGAAGUUAUCAGUCGUGGAGACGACUACUAA
Messenger RNA from Akanthomyces muscarius, 1407 nucleotides. RefSeq lists its product as uncharacterized. The coding region runs from base 1 to 1407 and encodes 468 amino acids. Gene Ontology annotation, biological process: proteolysis. Gene Ontology annotation, molecular function: metalloaminopeptidase activity. NCBI's taxonomy places the organism in Eukaryota, Fungi, Ascomycota, Sordariomycetes, Hypocreales, Cordycipitaceae. The record is from RefSeq and is a predicted model, not a curated record. The transcript is spliced from 6 exons.